Molecule: messenger RNA, 1314 nt
Organism: Suncus etruscus (white-toothed pygmy shrew)
Lineage: Eukaryota; Metazoa; Chordata; Mammalia; Eulipotyphla; Soricidae
Product: leukocyte immunoglobulin-like receptor subfamily A member 6
Exons: 8
Coding region: 1-1314 (437 amino acids)
Source: RefSeq, a predicted model, not a curated record
AUGUCUCAAGACUCCUUGAUUCCCCUCACUGCCUUACUGUGUCUGGGUGAGCUGAAUGUGGGCACAGGCACCCCUCUGCAGGCAGGCAUCCUCCCCAGGCCUACCAUCUGGGCUGAUCCAGACUCUGUCAUCCCCCUGGGGAGUUCUCUGACCCUCUGGUGUCAGGGGACCCCAGGGGCCCAGAAGUAUUUUGUAUAUGUAUUAGGCUAUGAAGGUCAAUUGAAUGCAAAUAUGAUCCCUGUAUCUGGGGACAAAGCAAAGUACACCGUCACGAAGAUGGAUGAAGGUAGCGUGGGAAGGUUUGUAUGUCAGUACUGCAAAGCCUCAGGCUGCUCCAUGCAUAGUAAUGAGCUAAUGCUGAUGGUUACAGGUUUUCACAAGAGCUCACCAUCCCUCUCAGUCCUGCCAAGCUCAGUUGUGCCCCUGGGGCAGUAUGUGACCCUGAAGUGUGGCUCACCUGAGCAGUUCCAAGGAUUUAUUCUGAUUAGGGAGGGAAAACCUAAACUCACGUUGAGCCAGAAAUCACAUCAACACCCCAAUGGGCAGUUCCAGGCCCUGUUCCGUGUGGGCCCUAGGGAAGCCCCUGAUAAAUCUGGAAGACCCUCCCUGUUAAGUCCACAGGGCCGCAUUGUGACCCCAGGACAGAACCUGACCCUGCAGUGUCGCUCUCAGAUCGCCUAUGACACAUUUGCUCUGUCCAAGGAGGGCACUGCCGGGAGGCUCCUCCAGGACCCCAUUCACGACACACAGGCCAGGCUCUUUCAGGCAAACUUCACCUUGAGUCCUGUGAGUGUCUUCCUUGGGGGCCGAUACUACUGCUAUGGUGGACACAGUCUCACCACCCUGUGGUCAGAGCCCAGUGACCCAUUGGACAUCCUGGUGGCAGGAAGACUCCCGUACACUCCAGAGCUCUCAGUAAAGCCAGGUCACUUGGUAUCCCUAGGAACUAAUAUAACCAUGAUAUGUGUGACAAAUAAUUGGAUGGACACUUUUCUUCUGACCAAGGAGGGUUUAGCCAGCCCUCUGGCACAAGUAACAGUAGAUAAAAAAUAUGAGAUAACAGAGUACCUAUUUUUCUUCUACCCUGUGACCUUUGAGAGUAGUGGCUCCUACAGGUGCUACAGUGCACACAGUGACAACAUCUUCUCGCUGUCUUAUGCCAGUGCCCCUCUACAGCUCCAAGUAUCAGAUAUCAGCAUCUCUAUCAGUCGUAGCAACACAGGAUGGGGCCUUCACAUCACAGACAAGAUCAAUUCUCAGAAUAUCUGUGGGCUGCACAGAAAAGAGAACAGUUCCCCUUCCCGAGGGCUCUGA